Rana temporaria (common frog) is the source of this 1609-nucleotide messenger RNA. Its product is annotated as leucine-rich repeat-containing protein 14-like. NCBI's taxonomy places the organism in Eukaryota, Metazoa, Chordata, Amphibia, Anura, Ranidae. Gene Ontology annotation, cellular component: cytoplasm. The transcript is spliced from 4 exons. The coding region runs from base 63 to 1559 and encodes 498 amino acids. The record is from RefSeq and is a predicted model, not a curated record.
AUAAAGUUUUAUGAAAAUAACAACAUUUUCAGUGUGCAAACGGAUCUUUCAUUCAUCCUACAAUGGGGGAACAAGGAAAAGCCGUGCCAUCCCUGGUAUGUUUGUGCGCACAGAAGCUAGUGAACGACCAAGCCUCCCUCCGCAUGAUGCUGGACUCCAUCCCCUGCGAUCUCUACAGGCCGCUCUUCUCUGCUGCUUUCCUGGGGAGGAAGACUUUGAUACUGCAGGACUUGGUGCAGCAAUGGCCCUUCUCCAACCUCAGUUUCCAGAAGCUGCUUCCAGGCAACCUCGGCCAGUUCCACCAUCUUUCCAACAGUGUGUGCGUGAAAGCCGUUAUAAGGGGUGUCGUGGCUUACCUGAGUGAUGCACUGAGCAGAGAGAGUCAGGAGAGGAGGCAACGGUUGCGUAUUCUAGAUAUAACGGACGACCCCUGCAGCUUCGACCUGAAUGAAGACCACAGAAGUCUGCGUUCACACUUGAUGACCCUGGCUAAGGCAUGUAUCGAUCUCUCUAAGAGAUGCCGUGAUGAAGCCAUGCAAGCAAGGAAGAGGAGUGAUUUCAAGUUGGCCCCACAAUCUUCCCUUAACACCGUUUAUGUAGACGUUUGGAUAGACAUCUUUAAUUAUAGCACAUAUUACCCCAUCCUGAAGGAGGCACUCCAGGCGAGCGUGCAUGGCCCCCUGCGCCUGCGUUGCCGCAACCUACAUAACUGUAUGAUGCCCCUGUGUAAAACAGGGGAGCUGCUGGACCUCCUGAACCCAGCAGGGGUGCGCAGGAUCGAACUGUACAAUAUCAUCACCCUAGAUGAGCUCAACAUCAUUCUGCCCAACAUGGUCAAGUUCUGCUCCCUGCGCAGCGUCAAAUUGACCUUCUGCAUCAACAGCAUCCAGAGGCUAAAACAUGACACCAUGAAGAAAUUCGCCACGCUCAUCGGACAGCUGAGCUCCCUGAAGGAGCUAAACCUUGGAUAUUCCUUCCUUUCGGGGUGCCUACAGCAGCUGCUGGGGGGAAUACAAGAGCCGCUGGAGAGUUUGGAAUUGGGGUACUGUAAUCUGCUGCCGGUAGAUUUAUAUUAUUUGUCUGAGAGCCACCACAUCUCCUCGCUUAAGAAGUUGGACCUAAGGAGGCAUAACCUGUCAGAGCACCUUCUCCCCGCUUUCCUCCAGCUCCUGGCUGCUAUCUCCUCCUCCCUCCGUUAUCUGGACAUCUCUAUGUGUCAGCUAAGUGACCACAACCUCUCGGUUCUGGUGCCCACCCUCUGCUACUGUUCCCAUUUGCGGUGCCUGGUACUUGCCAUGAACCCAUUAUCUACUCGGGCACUGAGGAGUCUCUCCCAGAACUGUGCACACCUCCAGGAGCUCCAACUGGUGGUCUAUUCGUGUCCACGUGACUGUUAUAUUUGUGGUCCAUUCUCUGUUCACUACAUUGACAAGGAGAAGCUCAGAGGAUUUGUGGCAGAGCUGAAUGAGAUAUUGGUGAGGGCAGAGCGGACGGAUAUUGUGUGGGCAAGGAAUAUGUCUGUUCUUCAUAAUCCAGUCUACUUGAACCUCUGGCGCUGAUAACCACUGAAACGUAGACUUGAGUCUAAACUCCAGCCAGAACUGUUUUA